AUGAAUAGAAAUAAAAAGAUAUUCUUGUGAGUCAAAUCAGCUCGAUUCUUGCGAUGCAAUACAUCUGAGCACAUUAUAGGCGUUACAUAUAUCUUUGGAUGAGAUAUGAUUGGAUCAACAGUUGGUUAGAGAAUCGAUUCUAAGCAAGAACCCUAUUUAAUGAUCACUGAGCAUAAACAUCGAACUGACUAAAGAUAAUGACAUUUCCGCAUGUGCACUUUCAUUAAUUUCAUUUGGAGAAUAAAGCAAAAUAAUAAUUUUCAGUUGAAAAUGGAUCAAAUUAAGAAAAGAAUAUUGGAGUUUUAAAUGUGAUAUAAAGACGUCAUAAGGAUGCGGUGCUUUACGAUUUUUCGGGCCCUGUUCGUUCGGACUUUGUUCGGCGCUCAUGGGCUGAUUGCUAUUUGGCGCCUGUACAUGGUGAUCGGAGAUAUAUGGUGUUGGUAUCUAACAGUGGCGCUAUUGGGCCUCCUCAUUGAAACCAUUGUAACUCUAGCCGUCAAACGCGGUAAAGAAUGGAAAUGGUUUUGUCCCAGUGUGUUCUUUUACCUGGCCAGCGUGGUACCCGCCAUUUGGUUCCUAGAACUACACGCCAUGGAGGAAAGAAUUUCCGAGAAGGCGGAGAAAGAUAUGUUAAAUGUUUCCUCUAUUAUCCACAACAUUACGGAGGAGAAUCUGAAGAUUAGCAUCAAAGACCUGGGGAUCGAUUUUAGUUUCCCUUUGUCCUUGACCGCUGACCUCUGGUUGCGAGUGUUAGAACAGUUUCUCUUGUUGAUGCUGAUAGUCGGGAGAUGGGUACUUCCCAAAGGAGCAUUGUCACAUGACCAGUUAUCACAACUCCUAUUGGUUUACGUCGGGACUGCAGCUGAUAUUGUGGAAUUUUAUGAAGCAUUUAACGAAGAGGCGGUAAAAUAUAAUCCGUUGUUGAUCUACAUUCUCUUGGGUAUUUGGACAUUGAGUCUGUUCCAGUUCACGCUAGUCGUCACGGCCACGAGAGCAAGGCGAGAUCUUGUUGGUGUUCCGAGUAGUCUGAUCAUGGCGAUGCAGGACGAAGCACCCAGUUGCUGCAAUCCGGAAAUCUAUGGAAUUAUCGUGUCAAUUUUAAUGCAGGAUUGUCCUUUCCUAGUGAUAAGGCUUCUUCUGAUAUUUUAUUAUCACGUUGUUAGUUAUACAAACAUGUUUUUCACUUCCAAAAACUCCUUAGUAAUUCUGUUACUGCUCUACAGAGUGAUUGUCAUUCAGACUGAUUCCGACAAAAAGAAAUCUCGUUCCUCGGGAUCUCGCGAGAAGAGCACGGAAGAGCUUCAAGUUAAAUGUAAUAGGGAAAUACACAAUCUUCUUCACGGCAGUUUGAGUGCUCCGAAUGUCACCCAGGUUAAUGGCAAUCCCGCCUUCCGGUCUUUCGACAGUCUGCCACUCGAUGUCACAAUUGAUGUCGUUAACGAAGUCAAGGGCGGGAAAAGUGGUCGUUCAGAAGAGAGCAACAUGGAAGAAAAUAAAUAUUCGCCAUGCACUGAAAAUAGCAAUAUAACAAAGUGAAGGCAUGGACACAACGA
This is a messenger RNA of Saccostrea cuccullata (small rock oyster), 1553 nucleotides long. Its product is annotated as transmembrane protein 26-like. The record is from RefSeq and is a predicted model, not a curated record. NCBI's taxonomy places the organism in Eukaryota, Metazoa, Mollusca, Bivalvia, Ostreida, Ostreidae. The transcript is spliced from 4 exons. The coding region runs from base 331 to 1536 and encodes 401 amino acids.